UUGUUUCCGGGACACAUUGUCAGUCGCACCAGGAAGCCGCGGCUCCGUUUCCGGUUCACAUAUAAACAAGUUGGCGGUAAAGAUGGAGGCUGCGGAGAGCGGACAGUUACGCGAGGCUGAAAGCAGCGAGGAGUCCCGCGUCCAGGUGACGUCCAAGAGACACGUCGUGGGACAAAUAGACCAAUACAAGGACAUUCUGAGGACAGCUCUGGACGGACAGCCGGACGUCUCCGAGGACACGAAGCGGGUUUUACUGCAGGAGCUGCUGAUAAACUUCGAGGGCGGCGUGCAGGACAACGUGCUGGUGAACGGGCAGCCGUGGGAGGAGGCGCCCGAUGUGGAAGCGGAGGACGAGGCGAUGGACCUGGAGAGCCUGCUGGACGACACAAUAGUCGAGGCGGCCAGGCGGCGCCGCGCCUACCCGAAGAAGAUCCUUCCUCACGUGGUGCACUCGCUGAGGGCGGAGCGGAGCCUCAUGGGUCUGUACGAGCAGGCGGUCAAACCUCAAGAGGUCGUCACCGAUCCAGGUCAAGAGAGCUUCAUGAAGGAUUUGUCAGCUGAAGCUCCUGUGGUGGUGAAACAGGCCAUCCAGGCCAUAAAGGCGAUCACCACGCUGCAGAAGCAAGCCGAGGGGCUCCGUGAGAUCCUCAACAUGAAGCCCAGUCGCGGCACCCUGGAGAUCCACCGAGAGGUGUUUGGCUGCGACGGCCAAUCGGACGGAGCCGCGCGGCGCGGGCGUCCAAUCGAGAGAAGCACGGAGGAGGCAGCCGCCGCGGAGGGCUACGUUCCCCUCCGAAAGAAACCCGAGUGACACUUUCUUUCUUGUGUUUGUGUUCUUUACACAACAGAACGCAGCGGUGAAAAGGAUCCGUCCCGUCUCACAUUUGGACAUAAAUAUCAUUAAUGGAGACGUUACGGUGACGUCCCAUAAAAUGUCUCCGUGUUGAGGAGAUAAUAAAAAGUCUUCGUAUUGUUCAAUAUGAACUUCUCGCUUGCAGGACCUUUUCUGCUCUGACGUCCUAUAAAUAAGAUCCUGACACAGUGACCUGGGUUAUUUAACCAGUGUCUCUGCAGGAGGAGCAGCGCGUGCUCUCUGAGGCCUGUAGUGCUCCAGAGGAGCAGCAGGGGGCGCCGCUCCCCUCGUGUACUCUUAUGUUACCUCGUUUGACACAAAUUAUGAAAGCAGGCGCAACACGACUUUGAUAAUUAAGUUCAAGAUGUCAGAUGCAUGUUUAUGGAUUUGAAAGCAGCUCACAGCAUGAAUAAGUCUGAUGGACCUUCAGAGUUUAAUAAAUGUUUCUCUAAUGUAAUAACCAAAGAAAAGUUUUUUAAUUUAGUGCACUGAAAGAAAACAAGUAUGACACAACACAAAGGAAGUUUUCUUAAUCCUUCAAACCUUCAUUUCUAAUUUAACAUGAUGUUUCCCAUAACCCCCCCCCCCCCCCGUGCCCCUCCCCUC
Messenger RNA from Pungitius pungitius (ninespine stickleback), 1459 nucleotides. RefSeq names its product NSL1 component of MIS12 kinetochore complex (gene nsl1). Gene Ontology annotation, cellular component: kinetochore; MIS12/MIND type complex. The transcript has 6 exons. NCBI's taxonomy places the organism in Eukaryota, Metazoa, Chordata, Actinopteri, Perciformes, Gasterosteidae. Bases 83 to 811 code for a protein of 242 amino acids. Gene Ontology annotation, biological process: mitotic sister chromatid segregation. The record is from RefSeq and is a predicted model, not a curated record.